AGAAAGAUCUGUGCCAACGAUGAAGCUGCUCACUGCGAUCAUGUCGGUCAUGGCCGCUUCCAUGCUCCAGCUUUCGAGUGCCUUCACAUCUGUCAUCCCAGAGCCGACGAGCAUGAUCCCGUCACGGCAGCCAUCUCUAUCUCUCAGGAACAUGCGUGCAAGACGGUCGGGCGGCGCAUCGUCCCUUUCGAUGCUAGGCAACUUCUUCAACAGUGACCCGAAAAAGGCCGCAGUGUCAAAGGCAAAAUAUGAGACGGUUGUGGUGCCGCCGGACUUCAGGUGAAGUCGAGAGCACUCGGACUGACAGGAGUGCAGGGAUUGCGUGCUGCAUGCGCCUGUGUGUUUCGAUGCUUCCAGGUUGGCGGCUGGCUUUGUCGCGGGCGGCGCUGCACUGUGUCUGGCGGCCAACAACUACGCAGCGGGCGUGCCCAUCGGCCUCAUCGGGGCAUUCCUCGCACUGCAGACCACACGAGUGCGGUUCGAAUUCGAUGCCGACUCACUCGAGGUGACUGACACACAAUUAGUGUCGUCAUGCCCACGGACGGAUGGUCUCCUUGUGGAUUGGGGAUGUGAUGUGUGCAGGUGAAGAUCUUGAAGAAGGACGGCGACGCCGAGACGCUCGCUGAUUCAGGUGACAACUUUGCGGUGGGUGGCGCGAAUCGGUGGAAGUACGACACGUUCACCAACUGGGAGAUGUACCCGAGCCCAUCGCUGCCCAUCCUAGUCUACUUCAAGGAGACCCAAACCAUACCAGAAGGACAGAUACACUUGUAAGUGAGGCCAUGAACGCAGCGCGCCACGCGACAGCACACUUCACCAUCCCUUCCCUCUUCCCUCUGUGCGGUGCUCAGCUUCCCCGUUAUCAUGAAUGGCCGAAAGCUUUACGAGAUCAUGGAGGAGAGAUGUCCUCGUCUGCCCAGAGACUGACACAUACAGACGGACAGGCAGGCAGGCAGGCAGGCAGACACGCAGGCACGCACACACCUAGGCAUUGCGAAGGGUUGACGAGGGAGCGGGAGCGGGCGGUCACUGCACUGAAUGGGGUGGCGAUGUGAUGCAUCGCGCACGGUGAUCUGGGUGCAUGGUGGAUCUGAGAGGCUGUGCCACACCACGAGUGUUUUCUGAGUGUGUGCAUGGAAGUGCAUUUGGGACAUUCACUGACGUUGCCUGGCAAAGAGCCUCUCCAGACAUACAGCCAAAGCACUGUCGCGGC
This is a messenger RNA of Vitrella brassicaformis, 1213 nucleotides long. NCBI's taxonomy places the organism in Eukaryota, Vitrellaceae. The record is from the annotation of a GenBank genome assembly.